AUGAUCAGGAAAAAAGGCUCUACAAAACGUGACCAAAAAGAAAAUUUUUUAAUCCAUUCAUUACGUGCAAGUUCCAUUGACAUUCAUCCAAAUGCUCGAUGGCAACAGAAUGGUAUCACUGUAGCUGGAGGAAAUGGAUAUGGCAAUGAAAUCAAUCAACUCUCAAACUCAUGGGGCUUGUAUGUUGAUGAUGAUCAAACAAUCUAUGCCGCAGAUCAAACGAACAACCGUAUUGUGAAAUGGAAAUGGGGUGCAACGAGUGGACAAGUGGUUGCCGGUGGAAAUGGACAAGGAAGUGGGCAUCAUCAAUUGUAUUACCCAAUAGAUGUGAUUGUCGACAAAGAAAGAGAUAGUCUCAUCAUCUGCGAUAAUGCAAAUAGAAGAGUGGUUCAAUGGCCUCGCCGAAAUGGGACAAGUGGAGAAACAAUCAUCUCCAACAUCGAUUGCCGGGGUUUGACAAUGGAUGAGAAUAGAUCUCUUUAUGUCGUUGACAAUGAAAAGCAUGGAGUGAAACGAUAUCGAAGAGGAGAAUCUCAAGGAAUAGUGAUUGCAGGUGGCAAUGGAAGUGGAAAUCGUCUCGAUCAACUCUAUUACCCACAAUUCAUAUUCGUCGAUCGAGAUCAUUCAGUAUAUGUAUCUGAUUUGGGAAAUGACCGUGUGAUGAAAUGGAUGGAAGAUGCAAAACAAGGCAUUGUCGUGGCUGGUGGUCAAGGAUGUGGAAAUAGUCUUACACAAUUGUCAUAUCCUCAAGGAGUUGUUGUUGAUCAAUUGGACACUGUCUAUGUGACUGAUAGAGGGAAUAAUCGAAUCAUGCGUUGGCCCAAAGGAGCCACAGAAGGAAGUGUAAUUGUUGGUGGAAACGGUGAAGGAGGACAAUCGAACCAACUCUAUGGAGCCGAUGGUUUGUCAUUCGAUGGAGACGGCAAUCUCUAUGUUGUCGAUAAUGGAAAUCAACGAAUACAAAAAUUCAAUAUCGAUUCAAACAAAUAA
Messenger RNA from Rotaria sp. Silwood2, 990 nucleotides. The record is from the annotation of a GenBank genome assembly. Lineage: Eukaryota; Metazoa; Rotifera; Eurotatoria; Philodinida; Philodinidae.